AUGCGUCUGACGUAUGUAUCUCCUGCAGCCCCCAGUCACAGCUCUCUCCAGGUAGUCCACCGCAACGGUCCCUGCGCGGCCAAGCUUGCCAGCAAACCCAGGCACCUUCAAGCUCUCUCCCAGGAUUCCCUGCGAGUCGCUUCACUGCAGGAAAUAGUUACCGGCGUCUCCCGUGGUAACGAUACACUGCUCCUGGGAAGCCAGGUUUCCAUCCCCGCGAGGAGUGGCCUCUACCUCGGCACCGGCAACUAUGUCGUUACCGUCGGUUUCGGCACUCCGAGGAGGACCCAGACCGUCAUUUUCGAUACCGGCAGCGACGUGAACUGGAUCCAAUGCAGGCCCUGCGUCGUGUCCUGUUACCGACAGAAGGAGCCCUUGUUUAACCCCAGGCUCUCCUCCACCUACCGUAAUGUCACCUGCACGGCGUCUGCUUGCCUCGGGCUUACCCCCAGACGUUGCUCGGGCACCACCUGCGUCUACGAGGUGGCCUACGGCGACGGAUCCUUCACCGUUGGAUUCCUUGCCACGGAUACCUUCACGUUGACAUCCAGCAACGUGUUCAAGAACUUCAUAUUUGGGUGUGGCCAAAACAACCAGGGGCUGUUUAGGGGGGAAGCCGGGCUUAUCGGGCUCGGACGCAGCCGUUACUCGCUUAAUUCGCAGGUGGCCAGCAGGCACGGCAACAUCUUCUCCUAUUGUCUCCCUUCCACGAGCAGCUCUACUGGCUUCCUAAACAUCGGCAAACCAUUGGCGAGCGCAGUGCGGUAUACGCCCUUGCUGACAGAUUCACGCGCGCCAGCCUUCUACUUCAUUGACCUUAUUGGAAUAACAGUCGGAGGAACGAAGCUGCCGGUGUCGGUGACCGUCUUCCGAUCUGUCGGUACGAUUAUAGAUUCUGGGACGGUGAUCACCCGCCUGCCACCUGCGGCGUACAGCGCACUUCGGACGGCCUUCCGCGCCGCCAUGACGCGGUAUGCACUGGCUUCGGCGGUCAGCAUACUAGACACCUGCUAUGACUUCAGUAAGGUGGCAACCGUGACAUAUCCGGUGAUCAAGCUCCUGUACUCCGGUCUCGAAGUCACGCUCCCGGCUACAGGGGUGUUCUACGUGAUCAGCUCCGCACAGGUCUGCCUGGCGUUCGCCGGGAACUCGGACUCUACCCAGAUUGGGAUCAUCGGCAACGUUCAGCAGAAGACAUUCGAGGUGACCCAUGAUAAUAUUGCGAAAAGGAUCGGGUUCUCCGAAGGGGCGUGCAGCUAG
Molecule: messenger RNA, 1260 nt
Organism: Spirodela intermedia
Lineage: Eukaryota; Viridiplantae; Streptophyta; Magnoliopsida; Alismatales; Araceae
Source: the annotation of a GenBank genome assembly